UCUAGCGACUACACCAGUUCAGCUAUUGUAGCUAAAUAGUCUGAAAAACAAAGUCACUGUUAAGAAUGGGGGACACUACAGGUGAGACAAGUGGGCUUCUUCACCUGAACAUACACAUUAAGGAGGAUGAGGAUUCCCACAACGGUGUUGUGAAGCUGCUGAGGAUUAUUAGACCACAGUGGAGGAUAGAAGACAUUAAGAAAAAGGUCUUUACAGAAGGCACCACCAACCAGUUGACAGGCUUCUACACAGGCUGCCUGCGGUCCUCGGAUGAUGUGGUGCUGGUGCGGGUGUAUGGCCACAUGACAGACCUCUAUCUGGACCGACGCAAAGAGAAAGAGAUAUUUCAGAUACUUUACGAACAUCGCUGUGGCCCCAAGUUGUACUGCAGCUUUGAAAAUGGGAUUUGCUAUGAGUUUUUGCAAGGCAUGGCGCUCGAUGACAAGCUACUGAGGCAGCCUGUUGUUUACAGGCUAACUGCAGAGGAAAUGGCAAAAAUCCACAUCAUCAAGCCCAGAGAUGGCCCCCCACCUCAGGCUUUCCUCUGGACCAAAAUGGCCCAUUUCCUUCAGCUGGUACAGGAUUCUGAAAAUGAUGAGAUGCCAAGUUCUUUGCGUCUACCAGAGACUACCAGUGUGGAGGCUCUGAGAAAUGAAAUGCACGAUUUAAAAAGACGACUUGGUCACAUAUACUCUCCAACCGUGCUGUGUCAUAAUGACCUUUCACCAGCUAACAUCAUCUACAAUGACACCAAAGGCACUGUGAAAUUCAUUGAUUAUGAAUAUGGUGAUUUUAACUAUCAGGCUUUUGAUAUUGGCAACUUUUUCAAUGAAUAUGCAGGUGUGAGCAACAUUGACUACAGUCGAUAUCCCAGCGUGGAGCUUCAGAUGGACUGGCUGACUGCUUACAUAAGGAGGUACGAGAGCUGCUCAGGCACAGAUACCAUCUCAGAGAAUGACGUGAAGAACCUCUAUAUCACAGUUUGCAAGUUUAAUCUGGCUUCACACCUCUUCUGGGGAUUAUGGGCAGUUAUUCAAGCCAGACAUUCGGCUAUCAAUUUUGACUUCAUGAGAUAUGCCAAUGCCAGGUUUAAGCGUUACUUUGAGAUAAAGGAAGAAUACUUAGGAAUGUAAAAUGGCAAGAUGGAUAUAGAUGUUAAGGCCCUAUUACAUUCCACUUAAAGCACUUUUCCUCUGUCACACACACACUGUUCGUUUAUCCAGCAAAUAAUGAUGUCCACAGACAAGGUAGAGUAUGUUGCAUUAUUUUAUGAAAGUUUGAUGUAUUGUGACAUCAAAGCAAGUCAAAUUUGUCUCUUAUGUCUCGUUUCAUUGAACUACAGAUACGCUACCCGAUCUGGUUCCAGCUAUGAGUAGCCUAUCAGCUCUCAUAGUAUGAUUUCUUAUGAUUGGGGGAAGGGGUUGUUGCCUGGUCCAGAUUGUACACUGAAGACACUACAUACACCUUACACAGAGAAUAAUAUGGACUUCAGAAAUACUUUCCAAAAAUAAUUACACAUGUGGAAUUUAGGUUUGUCCAAGUUGUAAUUAAAACUCCAGACCUCUCAACAUACCAGGAGCAUCGUAAUGCAAAACUGUUUCAGGAAAGGCCUUAAUGUGAAGGACAGGACCAAGAAUGCAUGCAUAUGUGUAUGUGUGUGUGUGUGUGUGUGUGUGUGUGUGUGUGUGGGUGGGUGUGUGCAUGCAUAGGCUAUGCAUGUGUGUGUGUGCGUGUGUGUGUAGCUAAUAGCGUAUUUUAUUAGCGCAUUCAUUUUUAACUAACUAUGACUCAAAUGAGUGGAUAUGCGAUGUGUUGACAUGGCCCCUGGAGACCAACAUACAAAAAAAGAUUUGGUCAUCCUAGAUUAGAACCUACGGUUUUUGACACAGAAAACUGUGUCUGCCCUACCCUCCUUUCAAGUGGUCCGGUACGUUGGGUGGGCGAUGGGUCAAAACAACAACAAAAAAACAAAGACAGUCUUUUAAUGCUCCGAGAAUCAUUGACACAAAAUUACUGGAAAAAAAAAAAAAAAAAAAAAAGUUACAAUCUGGAAGAAAAAGAAAAAGAAAAAAAAAUCUUAUAUAUGACUGCCGUGCAAGCAAAGAGGCAUAUUUUACUGGGGAAUAGUAUUUGUGUUAACAUCAGACAACGCACUACAUUCACUGCUUUUAAAGUAAGUUUUAAGAGAUGGUUAAAAGCAAUCAGCACUGCACGUGAAGACUUUUUAUCACUGUUUCAUGAUGUUUUAGUGUUUCAUAUUUAUUCCUUUUUUCCUUCAUUGUCCAUGUCACUGUUUAAUGCCUACAGAACUCUCUUAGUCAUAGGAAUCGGUGUAAAUUGUGAUUGUAUUUUAUUUUCAUGUGAUGAAUGUCUAUUUGUCCCAGUUCUACAGUACAUGUUUUUUCUGUUUCUUGGAUAACAUCAACUCCUGCCCAGGAACUACGUAAACUAACCUUUGUGUUAAUCUGGCUCAGUCAUUCAUUGUGUAUUGUCCCUUAGUAAACCAUGAAUGAAUGAAUAAAUAAAAAAUCAUUAGAAUCAUUUUAUUUUUGAGAUUAAGCUCACAAUGUGAUCUCUAGUCCGGGAGCCAAAUGCCAUAAUUUAGGUGAACCUGGUUUUGUCGGUUAAACUUUAACCAAGUGGAGAUUUUGUUCUCCGAGUGAGAGAGGAACUCAUCCAUAUCCGCCUUAUAGUCAACACAUUGGACAAGAAAGGCUUAAUAUACGAAAUUGCCCAAGGGAUAUCACCGGGCACCCUCUUAAAUCUUAAAGAGGUACCCCUAGUCUACUAGAUUCUGCAAAAAAAAAACUUUAACCGACAAAACAAGGUCUGACCCCAUGGCUCCCUGACUAUAAAGAGAUCUAUUAAGGAGGAUCUGAUGAGAUCAAUCACUUAAUUUACACAUUAUAUUGAAAAACCUGAAAAACCAAUUACACACAUAUCCCCAAAAGGAGGCUGUUAUCCCUCAGAGGCUGUUCAUUCUCAUAACCCCCCCCCCCCC
Messenger RNA from Sardina pilchardus (European sardine), 3001 nucleotides. Its product is annotated as ethanolamine kinase 1-like. Gene Ontology annotation, biological process: phosphatidylethanolamine biosynthetic process. The record is from RefSeq and is a predicted model, not a curated record. Gene Ontology annotation, molecular function: ethanolamine kinase activity. Gene Ontology annotation, cellular component: cytoplasm. The transcript has 8 exons. NCBI's taxonomy places the organism in Eukaryota, Metazoa, Chordata, Actinopteri, Clupeiformes, Clupeidae. The coding region runs from base 66 to 1133 and encodes 355 amino acids.